AUGACAUGCGUGUUUCGGGACAAUUCAAAAGUACCAACGUAAUAAAAACUUACAAGUGAACUUAACUCUUUAUGCUGUCGUACCAACUAGAAGCGCAUAGCUGCACAGAAACUGGCGGCGGUAAGCCGCCACGGGACUAAGGGGCAGCCUUGGACAAUUUGUAAGUCGUGACUCGUGAAUUGACGAGGAGGAGAAAUAAUAAGAUCACGGGCUAUUUUAUUCUUAAUGCCGACUCAUUGAGCGAGUGCAUUGUGCGACUACCAUAUAAACCAGAUUAACUGAAAUUCAAUAUACAACAUCCGCAACAGAGGCCCGGCGGCCGCUGAGUGAAAAAGAACGAUCGAGGGCCAUCGGACUGUUGAGAAUUGGGAUCAAGUCUACGUGCAGCCAGGUGCAUACACCAACGCAAUUUUUCAUUUUUUGCAAGACGGAUAUUUGAUCACUUACGUAUCAAGCAAAAAUGAUCGUAACAUUAAAAAAUCUCCAACAACAAACGUUCACCGUUGAAAUUGAACCGACAAAAACGGUUAAGGAUCUUAAAGAUAAAAUUGAAUUAUCUAAAGGAUAUUCCGCAGAACAUCAAAAAUUAAUUUAUGCCGGAAAAAUAUUGGUCGACGAGCAACCGUUAACCGAUUACAAUAUCGAUGAAAAAAAGUUUAUCGUCGUAAUGGUCUCUAAACCAAAAAACAUAGGGGGAUCAAGCACCAGUGACGAGGUACAUACCGAUACAGAAGAGAACAAAGAUAAAGAUCAAACGACAACAGCAUCGCCAACAGUUACAGCCAGUAGCACACAACAAUCUACUUCAACGCCACCGGUUCAAACUACUUUACCAACUAGGCCAUCUGAAAAUACUCAAGAAGCACAAUCGGUAACAACUGGUAGAAGUACUAACCCACCAGAAAGUGCUUUAUUAAUGGGUGAAGAAUAUAGUACAAUGGUUAACAACAUUAUGGAUAUGGGGUAUGAACGGGAACAAGUUGAACAAGCAUUAAGAGCCAGCUUUAAUAAUCCAGAUAGAGCAGUAGAAUAUUUAUUGACAGGAAUACCUGCUCAACUUUUUGAAGAUCCUCCCGAGGAAGCAUCCGACUCACAAGACUCGCUUCAAGAACCAGGUCAAGAUCCCUUAGCAUUUUUACGCACACAGCCACAAUUUUUACAAAUGAGACAAGUCAUCCAACAAAAUCCUCAAUUACUUAAUCCUGUUCUCCAACAACUCGGACAAACGAAUCCUGUGUUACUGCAAAUUAUAUCUCAAAAUCAAGAAGCUUUUGUACAAAUGCUCAACGAACCUGUUGGAGCAAGUGGAGGUGGUACUAUUCCUGUUUCAACAUCUGCUGCAGCAACAACUGCUGCGACUCAAGGGCUCAGCAGUGGUGUGGGAACUGGUGCUGGCGGAGGUCCCGGAAUUUUACAAUUUACUCCACAAGAUAAAGAAGCCAUCGAAAGACUAAAAUCACUUGGAUUUCCUGAAGAUCUAGUUAUUCAAGCAUAUUUUGUAUGUGAAAAGAAUGAAAAUCUUGCCGCUAAUUUUCUGCUUUCACAAAAUCUUGAUGAUUGAGUAACUUUCGUGUAAAUUGACGACGUAUUUAUAAUAUGUUUUACAAGACGGAGCGAUUUCAUUGUUAUUGCCGAUCCGAGUGUUUCACUCCUUUGCUAUAUCGUACAUCAAUUGGCAAGUAACAGUUUCAUUAAUAAGAGAAAAAAUAAAUCUAUUAUUUGAAGUGCAGAUAUUCAGUUGAGAAAGGAAUCGUGUUAUCAGUGUUAUAGAAACAAAUUUUCUAUUUGCUUUAUUAGAGAUUUGUUUUGCAUUUGACUACAAGAAGUUACUGUUGUAUAGAGGGGCGAUAUUAAUUGGGAAUAAUGUUCGUGAAGAAUACUUGAAAUUUGGUAAACGCAAUGAGAAUGCAAGAUCAUAUAGGUACAUUUUAUGAAUGAUGUUGUGUAUGUGUCAGCUUUGGUGUAAUACAGCACACUUGUUCUUGUGUUCAAAUGAUGUGUGACUAUAAUGUAAUUGUAUAUAUGUACAUAUAUAUACGUCUUGCGUUCUCAUAGACUCUGUCUACAUUUCUUUAACGGUAUGGUAAAAUAUAUGCUAAAACAAGUGCAUAAAAGCUGCAUUGUAGAUUAUGCAGCUAUGUACUUAUGUAAGGUUAUGCGGUCAUAUAUGUAAAUGGUAUUUCUUUUUAGUAUUUUCUAUACCAUGCAUCAUAUAAAUAAUGUUUA
Molecule: messenger RNA, 2226 nt
Organism: Ceratosolen solmsi marchali
Lineage: Eukaryota; Metazoa; Arthropoda; Insecta; Hymenoptera; Agaonidae
Gene: Rad23
Product: UV excision repair protein Rad23
Exons: 6
Coding region: 461-1561 (366 amino acids)
Biological process (GO): nucleotide-excision repair; proteasome-mediated ubiquitin-dependent protein catabolic process
Cellular component (GO): cytosol; nucleoplasm
Molecular function (GO): ubiquitin binding; polyubiquitin modification-dependent protein binding; damaged DNA binding
Source: RefSeq, a predicted model, not a curated record